Messenger RNA from Zasmidium cellare ATCC 36951, 1149 nucleotides. RefSeq lists its product as uncharacterized. The record is from RefSeq and is a predicted model, not a curated record. The transcript is spliced from 3 exons. The coding region runs from base 1 to 1149 and encodes 382 amino acids. NCBI's taxonomy places the organism in Eukaryota, Fungi, Ascomycota, Dothideomycetes, Mycosphaerellales, Mycosphaerellaceae.
AUGGCAGAAGCAAACAGCGGGCAGGACCUGGCCAAGACGAUGAAAGCCCUUGUCCUCAAGACAACAUCGGAGCCACCGACCAUCCAGACCGUUGAGACUCCUCAACCAACACUGGGAAGUGCUGUGGUUCGCGUGUUGCAGAUCAAGGUCAUCAGCUAUACGCGUGAGGUUAUGAACGGCAAGCGUAACUACCAAUUUCCCAUGCCACUUAUCCCAGGCUUCUCAGCCAUCGGUCGAGUUGCAGCUGUUGGAGCAGAUGCGACGAUGGUCAAGCCUGGCGACUUGGUGUACGUGGACUGUACCACCCGGUCCCGAGACAAUCCCUCCGACGUCUUUCUUGCUGGGGUUGCCGAUGGAUAUACUGCAGGCUCGAAGAGGCUCAUGAAGGACGUCUGGCGGAACUGGACUUACGCUGAAUACUGCAGAGCUCCGUUGGAGAAUCUCGCAGUUCUUGACGAGCGACGCUUGUUAGGCCGUCCUGGCGAAGGAGGGCUGGGCUAUUCAAUCGACGACUUGUCCUUCAUAUCGACACUCUUGGUUCCAUAUGGAGGCUUGAGGGACAUCGAACUGCAGGCUGGACAAACCAUUAUCGUGGCUCCUGCUACUGGCCCCUUUGGAGGCGCUGCAGUUCUCGUGGCAUUAGCAAUGGGUGCGAGAGUCAUCGCGAUGGGCCGCAACGCUUCGUCUCUUGCCAAACUCAAAGCAACCGUCCCUACGCCCGGACUCGUCGAGACUGUGCAAAUCACAGGCGACAUCAAAGCUGAAACCGAAGCCCUCGCAAAAUUCGGCCAAGCUGACUCAUUCUUCGACAUUGGACCUCCUGAAGCCUACCAGAGCAGCCAUCUCAAGUCAGCAAUCCUUUCUCUGCGGCAUGGAGCUCGUAUCAGCCUGAUGGGUGGCUAUCGUGAGGACGUGGCCAUUCCUCAUGUGGUCAUCAUGCAUAAGAAUAUGCAGUUGCGUGGAAAGUGGAUGUAUGAGAGGAGUGAUAUUGCGGAUCUGAUCAAGUUGGUUGAGCAUGGCAUAUUGAAGGUUGGUGAGGCGGCUGGUUCUCACACGUAUGGCCACUUUUCCCUCGAGCAGUACAAGGAGGCUUGGGACCUUGCUGCUGAGCACACUGGUUUGGGGGAUCAGAUCCUGGUACAGCCAUAA